UGAAUUUCAUUUCCAAAUUCUUUUAUUAUAUACUGGAUAUCUAGAGUUGAUCGCAAUUCCGUAAGUGGCGCUGAUUGGUCUAAUUACUAUAUAUUGCUACUGCUGGUAUGUCUGUCGCUAAUGCGUCGCUGCAGGUAUAUACAUAUAAUUCGAAAAGUUGCACCGCACGUAUGUAUGUACAUACGUACAUACAUACAUACACGCGGAUGCCACCGAAUGACCGACUCGCAUCAGGACGCUAUCUUAUCAACAAUCUUCUGGUUUUGAUGUGAAAUUUAUGAAACUCACCACUGACAGACGCGCUACAAUCGUACGACCAAGCGAUUUUUCUGCUUCUCCGCGGGAGCUUGGUAAUCUUGGUGGUGGUGGUAUGGAACAACCCGACUCGCGUUUUUACUUCGCUCUACUUCAAAUCGUUCUUCUCGUCAUCGUCGCUGUCCACCUCCAUCGUCUAUAUCGCGCGCUCGCGAUGCAACAUAAUGCACGAGAGUGAGUUCAGUCAGUUUUGAGUGUCAGUAGUGUCACUAAUUGAGGUGAAGCAAGUAUGGCGCGUCCUAAACACAGAGCGAGCGCAGACGUGUGCGCUGAUUGCGGGACACUCGAACCAGGAUGGGCAUCAAUAAAUAGAGCUAUUUUAUUAUGCGACGAUUGCUGCGGGAUUCAUCGUAGUUUAGGACGUCAUGUGUCGCACAUCAAAUCAUUACACAAAGGCGUUUGGAAUGCACACCUAUUGAACAUGGUGCAUACAUUGAGUGAUAACGGAGCCAACAGUAUUUGGGAACAUUCCCUGCUAGAUCCUAGCAACUCCAAGAUUAGUAGACGAAAACCGCAGCCCAAGGAUUCCUUACAUCCAAUAAAAGCAGAUUUUAUUAAGGCCAAACAUCAACACUUGGCUUUUAUAUUACGGCCAAGCAAGGAGGAAUGUUGUACUGAGGAGGAACUCAGUAAACAGUUGCACAGUAGCGUUCGAACGAGUAAUUUAGAAACUUCGUUGAGGUUGUUGGCACAAGGAGCCAACUCCAAUUAUUUUUACAAGGAGAAAGGAACCACACCUCUACACGUGGCAGCUCGUGCUGGACAAGCUCUUCAAGUAGAACUUUUAGUAGCUAAUGGGGCAAACCCGAGUGUGGUUGAUUUAAAUGGACAAACAGCUGCUGAUAUUGCCAAAAUGGCAGGUCAUAUAGAUUUAUCUGAACGCAUAAUUGAAUGCAUGUACGAAGUAACAGAUAGACUGACAUAUCACAUAUGCUCUCGUAAACCAAGUCAUCGAGGCGAUCAACAUCUCAUAAGCUCUGAUCUGGCUUCUUUCUUGGAUAAAAACGAGUUAGCUUUGGAAGGAAGAAGCAGAUUACAAAUGUUACCUAAUCAUUUGCUAGAGGAGUUGGCUAUGGAUGUUUAUGAUGAGGUGGAUCGUCGAGAAACAGAAGCAAUUUGGUUUUCAACUGCAUCCCUCCCGGAGAAAUGUACUGUUCCAUUUCUGCCAGUUAAUCCACAAUUGUCAUCUACUAGAAACCAAGGAAGACAAAAAUUAGCGAGAUUCACGCCGAAGGAAUUCACCACUCUUAUCGUAGAUUUACUGAUCGAAGCGGAUCGAAGACAUACACUUGCUAAUAAUGCACUUCAAAAUCCCGCGAUAUCUAUGCUUCGCAAAGAGCAACUUGGUAAGCAUGGAUCCCAAGUGUCUGACGAUGAACCUUUGUACGACAGUGUUGCAUCUGACGACGACUAUGCUGCUCUAACAUCUACAGAUAAUACUUCAUCUGACGUUUCGAAUCAGCUUAAAAUUAAUAAUGAAGAAACAUUUACACCAAUCGCUAAGGGUCUUCCGUCCAUGGUAGAAGUUUUGAAAAAACAAUUGACUCUAUCUGAAUCAACCGUACGAGAUCUCCGCGAACAGGUACACAGCCUGCAAACUGUCAUCGAGCAGCUCACUCAAGAGAACAACGAACUGAAGCAUAUGCUACAAAUCAAAGGUCCUGGCGAUGGCAACAUGAACGGGCAUGUCGGGCAUGGGGAACAGGAACCUGAAUUAGAGCCAGUACACGAUAUUAAAACGUCCUCUAUACGUGGAAAUCAACGACCAGCAUCUAUGUAUGAAACUAGAGAAGGCCUACGGAAACCAGCGUCAUGGUCAACAACCAUUUGUCAAACGAAACGCGACACCGAGGCAUUAUCGCGAAGUAACACGCAAAGUUUGUGGGAAUGUGGCGCGCCUAAUCUGCCACCCAGUGAAGAGGUAACUCGACGAACGGAGCAAGUUACCAGACGAAUCCAAGAACUGUGGAUGGCUAUGCAAGAUCCAAGCCAACGAGAAGCGUUUGUCCCUUGCGCCGAGAGAAUACGCGUUGCCGUUGCCGAAUUAACUGCUAUAUUUCCUCAGAAUCCAAUUGAGGAGAAUAUCAGGUCUGCUUUACGCCAGUUAAACGGCAAUACCGGGAGACUUCAAGCAGAGUGUUCUGGUCUUCAAAGAUGCACCAGUGAUGCUGAGCAUAUGGAUCGUUGUUUACAACAAGUACGUUCAUGUGCUUACGAUAUUGCCAAAGCAACUAAGUUACUUGUCACGCAAUUUCAAACGUAGAUUCUCUCUCAAUGUCUUUUAGAAAAAGAAGUGCCUUUAUCUUUCUUAUCGAGUCUAUUAGAUAUAUUUUUCUUUUCGGGUCUUAAUUACAUAGUUAUUGCAAUCUUUUAUUUACUUUGCAAUAAUAAUUCAUUCGUUUAUUGUCCUUUUGUUAAGUUUAAUAAAUAUUGGAGCAGAAUACUUUUAUUGGAUUAUUUGAUUACUAAAGUAAAUUUUACUAAAAAUAUACUUAAAAAUUAUGCAAAUAACUAUGCGAAAUAGAUAAGACAUGACAUUGAAAAGUUUUACACACACACACGCACGCGCACACACGCACGCACACACACACACACACAGAGAGAGAGAGAGAGAGAGAGAGAGAGAGAGAGAGUAUUUUAAAUAGCGGCCACUAAUUAUAAUUAGUUAUUCCUUGUAAAGAAUUGAGUCGGAAAGUCCUGAAUCAUUUUUUUCUACAAUGCUCAAUGGAGCAGUAAUUAUGCAAUAGUGGUCGUUUCAGAGUAAUAUUGUAGAAAAAAACUGAUUUAGGACUUUUUGACUAGUUUUGAUUAGUUUUUUUUACAAAGAAUAACGCUAUACAUAUAAUUAGUGGAUAUUUAAGAUACACCUUUAUAAAUCAUGUAGUGUUAAAUAUCAUUUAAUAUAUGUAUAUCUGACAAAGACUGAAUAGCAGCAAACCAAUGAAUUUUACAUAUAUGCAGCUUAAGUUUAUAAAUUUUGUUUAAUAAGUUUUGCUCAAGCAAAUUUUACCUUGUCACAAAAACUGCUAAACUACAGUAAAAGCUCGAUUAUUUCAAAGUCUGGCAAAUUUCUGGAUGUAAAGGUUAACAAGGAAUGCUUUCAUCGCAUGUAUAAAUCACUUCGUACGUUUAUUGCCAAGACUUAUCGAGCUCUUAUUGUAUCAUUUAAAGAAUUUGACGAAUGUAUUAUAUAAAUUAAAUCUUUUUAACAUAACGUGUAUUGAACAUAAAAAGAACUUUUAUAUCUAAUACAGCUGAAGUGUGUUUAUCAUAACUGAAUAUACUGUCAGUUAAACGAUGUAAGAACUUUAAAUGAACUUUC
Molecule: messenger RNA, 3637 nt
Organism: Wasmannia auropunctata (little fire ant)
Lineage: Eukaryota; Metazoa; Arthropoda; Insecta; Hymenoptera; Formicidae
Gene: Git
Product: ARF GTPase-activating protein GIT1
Exons: 13
Coding region: 545-2578 (677 amino acids)
Biological process (GO): regulation of ARF protein signal transduction; brain development
Molecular function (GO): protein binding; GTPase activator activity
Source: RefSeq, a predicted model, not a curated record